Pseudopodoces humilis (Tibetan ground-tit) is the source of this 1163-nucleotide messenger RNA. RefSeq names its product transmembrane 4 L six family member 18 (gene TM4SF18). The record is from RefSeq and is a predicted model, not a curated record. Gene Ontology annotation, cellular component: membrane. NCBI's taxonomy places the organism in Eukaryota, Metazoa, Chordata, Aves, Passeriformes, Paridae.
UAAAGACAUGCUUAACACAGGACAGUGAGUUUACACAGUGAUACUCAUCUGUUGUUCUGCUAACUGUUAUGCACUUCAGUCCCUGGAAUCACACCCCAGUCACUGGUUCCUGUGAAUAUGAAAUGACUGAAUCAAGCUGAGGAGGUCAAAACACUUCUUGUAUUGAAAGACUUGUAAACUUUUGUUAGCUUAGAAGAAAAAAACUUCCAGAGUUCUUGAGAGAUGGCUUUGGAGACAUAUGGAAACUGUUUGAGUUGCCUGCUGGUACCUCUUGCGCUUUGGAGUAUUGUUGUGAACAUCCUCCUGUACUUUCCCAAUGGGAAAGCUCUGCAUGCUGCCAGUUACCAGCUCCCCAACCAUGAGUGGUAUUUUGAAGGGAUCUGUUUCUCAGGUGUGAUGAUCCUUAUUUUGGCAGUAAUUCUAAUAAUACUGGAGUGUAGUGUGUUCCAUCAGUGCUGCCAGAGUGAGAGCUGUAACAAAACCUACAGGAGUUUUAUUUCUAUUGUGCUAGCCCUGCUUGGAAUAGCUUUCUCGGGAUACAGUUGCAUCAUUUUUACCCUGCAUUUGAUUCAAGGCCCUUUCUGCAAUUCAUCAAGUGGAUGGAAUUAUAUUUUCAAAGACACUGCUGGGGGGUACCUCACAGAUUACCCUGCCUGGUCCAAGUGCACAGAACCUGCUAACAUAGUGGAGUGGAACAUCAUUUUACUCUCGAUUUUGAUAGCCCUCAGUGGAUUGCAGUUGAUCAUCUGUAUUCUCAAAGUUACUGCUGAGUUGAAACGAACGCUCUGUGGGACCUAUUCUGUUUUUGUGCAGGCUGGGAUUCUCUGAAAAUGGCAAGGAAAUUUUUGCUGCUUCUCCCCCACCCCCAGAAAAAGAGUGAAAUAGCCUCUCCAUUAUCCACAGUGGUAGAUUUAAAUGCUACAAAGAAAAAAUGAAACUCUUGUCUUAAACCUUUGUCUAUGAAACUUCUCUAUUUUGGAUGAGAUAUAUUUCAGCUGUCUGACAUCUACAUUUUUAUUCGUCUGUCCUGUUGCACCUGGCAGGAACACUUCAUUUUUUUACUCUCCAACUUGUUGUGACAAUAGGGAUGUUUGAAUAAAAUGGAACUGCUUUGGUAUUGAAAUCACCUUUGUUUGUUUUGCUUUUAAUAAACUGCUGUAGAA